Leptopilina heterotoma is the source of this 3562-nucleotide messenger RNA. Its product is annotated as ankyrin repeat domain-containing protein 26-like. The transcript has 3 exons. The record is from RefSeq and is a predicted model, not a curated record. NCBI's taxonomy places the organism in Eukaryota, Metazoa, Arthropoda, Insecta, Hymenoptera, Figitidae. Bases 460 to 3006 code for a protein of 848 amino acids. Gene Ontology annotation, molecular function: sequence-specific DNA binding.
UUUUUUUGUUUAUAAAUCACAUUAACCUGCUGAAAAUUUAAUUUGUGAAUUGUAAUUUUUCUCAAAACUAAAAUGGGGAUACGAGUUUGGGAAGCUCUUGCCAUCAGUUACGAAAUUCGUGAUGCACAAUGUUUUAUAGAAUUAUUGUUUCAUUACAAAUUUAUUUUUGCUAUGAACAAUCGUAUAUAAUAUUUGCUUAAUUCCUGACAGUUUAUAAGUAAUAAUAGUGAUUGUUUAAAAAUGGAGUUCAAAUAAUAUUGGAGGUUACAAUUCAAACCAGGAUUUUUAAUUCACCAUCAAGUUGAUUGCAUUGUCUAUUGGACGGAUUUUUUUUUGAAUUUUCGAAAAAUUCAAGUCCAACAGGUGAGUCGCAUUUGCAACUGAACGGAAAUAAUUAUGCCGUGAGGGAGACGUUAAUGUCGAAAUACUGUCUCAGAGUUUCUUAAUAAAUCAUUUAAAAUGCCUGGGUGUGCAGCUAUAGGGUGUAAUAAUCGCAGUGAAAAGGGUUACACAAUGAAAUGUUUCCCUCGCGAUCCUAUUUUACGACAAAUAUGGAAAGAUCGAGUUGGAAGGGCCGAUUGGGAGCCAUCGAACAAUUCCUUUCUGUGUCACGCGCAUUUUGCACCAAAUCAGUGGAUGGUUACUCAGUGUGGAAGAUUAAAACUAAGAAAAGGCGCCGUGCCAUCGAUAUUUAGAGUUGUUUCAACCCGCAAAUCACCGAACAAACGUCGACGAUUAGGAAUGGUUAGUCGAAGCGAGGACGAGGAAUUCGGCAUUGAAAUAGUCGACGACGACGAGGAAAACUACAUUUAUCUUGAAACACCAGAAGGAGGGAGAAUUCAAAAUAUUGGCGAAGAUUCUAUUGUUUUUCUCGAUCCACAAAAUACGCCAAUUGUCGCGAACAUAAAGGGAAAGGAUGGUCAGUCUGUAAAUAAUGUUUAUCAAAUUAUUUCCAAUAGUUCGCUGAAUUCACUGCAACACGAGAAUGUCUUGGUUAUUUCUGAUGAGAGUAAUGCCGACAUCGGACAAUUUGUUCACAGUAAUAACAAAUAUAUUAUAAUAAACAACGAGAACGAAGACACAAACAAUCAAAUUCAACCAAUUGAAAUAGUAACGAAUCAUAUUCCCCACAAUUCGCGAAUAAAAGUUGAAGUUAAAGACGAAGGACACGCGACAGCUGAUGAAAUUUACGACGAAGUUGAAAGCAACAUGGAGCGUAUUUACGAAGGAAUCAACAGCGAUGACGAGUCAACAAGUCAAAAGAGUUCCAGACUCAAUAAAAAAUUAGAACAAAUUGCAGUCCUACAAAGAGGAGAUUCGAUUUUAAAUAAUAAGAACGUCGAUAAUGAUGUGAAAAGUAUGUUGAGGAACAGUAGAUCCGACGACAGUGUCAAUGAAGAGAUUAUAAUCGAUGAUGAUGAUGAAGAAGAAGAGGAAGAAGAAGAAGACGACGAAAUUGAUAUUGAAAAUACGAGUGUAAAGGGAACCGAGGAAUUAACAAAUUUCGAAGCCGCCCUACAACGCAAGAAGAAAGCUCGCGAGGAAACCAUGAAAUCAAUCGAGAGAUUCAUCUCCGAUUCAGUCAACGAAUCACCCGAAAACGAUCUCACAUCGGAAGCAAAAUUCCCAAAUGGAAAUACACCAAAAAAAUUGAAGAACGGCAAAUUUAAUAUCAAAUUCACCGAAGAAAUUGAAGACAUCUCGGACAUUAUGCGCGAUUUAGGUGAGAAACCAUCGGAAGAUUGUAUUCUAGAAAAUUACGAGAGCAGACCAGUUAUUCGUUUGGAGAGAAGUCUACACAAAAUCAUCAAAACUGAACGUGUCAGUAAUUACGAUAGUGAAGAAAAUAUUUCCGAUCAACUAAUAACAAUCCCAUCAAAAUUACCCCUAAAAACCGAACAUUCCGAAAUAUUAAUCACCAACGUAAUUGACGACUAUCAAAACGAAUCAGACGAUAACUAUCACGAAGAACAAUACCAAAUUAUCGAAAAUCAAGAUAACUUUCAAAAGAAAGAUAUGUCAAGACGAGGAAUAAAACGAACACGUGUCUCAGAAUCGGAGGAGAUUCUCGAUUCCACCGAUCCUCAAUAUACUCUAAAACUAAAACUCCAACAGCAAAAGGGUACAAUUUCCAAACUCACCGAUCAUUUAUCAGCCUACAAGGACAUGGAGAAUAAAAUGCAGGAAAUCAAUGACGAACUAAAAUUAAAGAAUCGUGAAAUUGUCAUCUUAUCCGCAAAAUUGAAUCGAAAGGAAAAUAUCGAGGAGCGUAGUGAUAGAAAUUUCGCCGCAUUACACGCCUUAAUAAAAGAUCUCACGCAAAAAGUGAAAACAAUCGAGGACGUCAAUAGAAGAUUAUCGCGUACAAUUUCCGUGGAGAAUCAAAAUAAAAAGAAUUUAGAAUAUCAAGUACGAAGUCGUGAGAAAACAAUCAAGGAAUUAAAUUGGAAAGUUGAUAAGGCAUCGAAAUUACUCGAACGUGCCGAAAGAAAUGCAAACAAUUACAAACGUCGUGUUAAUAAUAUGCGUUCAUUGCUAAAACGUAAAAAUUUCGAUCUCGUUCACGAUAAACAAUCAUCAUUCGAUGUUUUAUUUGCCGAUUACGUGAAACAUGAAUUUUCCGAGAAAUCACUACAAAUGUCUUAUGAAAUAAGAAAAUUGUGCGGACCUGACGGCUAUGAAAAAUUACUUGGUUACAAUUUUCCCCUACCAUCAUUAAGGACACUCAAAAGAAGAGUCACCAAACCCCUAACAUACGAAAAUGGAUCAAAAUCACUAAAUUCAACACUAGACAGCACUAAUAUCGAAUCAAGUUUACUAGACGCCAUUACUUUAGAUCCAUAUUAUGAAAAUGUGACUAAGAAACCAUUGGAAUCGAGUGUAAUUACGGGUACGGUACAAGAUAUAUUCAAUGAAGAUGACAAUAUCGAAGAAAUGAGUGACAGCGAAGUGAUGAGUGAAAGAGAAUUGAAAGAACAUCUUUUCAAUUUUAUGAAUGUUAAAUAAUUCGUUCGUGCCUGAAAGAAAGAAAAAAAAAACUUGAGAAUAAAAGCAUUUUCGAAAAUUUGUGUAAAUAUUUGAAUAAUGCAAUUUGUACAAAAAGUGAAAAAGUGUGUCUUCAGUAAUUAAAUCAAUAGUUGAGUGUAAUAUUUUAUUCGUGAAAUUUAUUUUCAAACUUGACUCAAUUGAUAGAAAUAAUUAGCAAGCACUUUUGUUCCUUCGAUGUAAUUUUUCAACGAUAUGUUCUCAUCCUCCGAAUGAAUAUUAGCAUCGUCAUUUGCCAAAGGUAAUACGAGAAUAUUUUUUCUAGGAAAUAUUUUCCUCAAGUGCAAAACAAUCGGAAAGCCUUGUCCAUCGCGUAUCAAAUUCGCCUCGUCCUUAAAAACCUAUUAAGGAGAUUCAAUAUCAAUGGUAAAAAUAUAAAAAAUUAGAAAAUUAUAAAUUUACGAAUUUCUAUUUUAAGAAUCAAUUUUUUUUUAAAUCACAUUUUUUUUAAAAAAACAAAAUUGUAUAAUAUUACCAGAGAGGUAUUACAAAUAAAAGAAAAUUUCUAUAAUGAUAA